AUGAGUCCCGUCAAACCCCUCGUCCAUGACGGACUGGAAGACCUCAUUGCGAAGGUCGCGUCGGUCACCGAACGCCUCGAGUCCCUCCUACCGCCUCUUGGUCCACCCAUCAUACGUAUAGGCGGUUUGGAGCACUUCCUCCUCUCGGUCAACCUUGCCGUCGCCGAGAUUCUCACCUCGCCCGACAUCUGCGCAUGCGGUCAAUGCUCGAGCGACACAUCCGAGGGCGAGAAUCGCGUCCAACUCGCUAUCAUGACACAAGCAGCAAAUAUCACCUUCCUCGAGCUGCUGCAAUAUGCAGAGGCGGAGUGGAUCCAGCUUCAGGGCGGCGGGAAUGCGGGGAUCGAUACCGCGGUGUACCUGGAGGGUAACAAUACCUUAUUCGGGCUCAUCUGCUCAACGGCCGACCCGCAACCCCUGCACGCCUCAUCCUCGGGCGAGGUCUGCAAGCACUAUCGUGGCUCGGACGGUGGCAGCUCCGGUGGGUAUAAGGAGGCGCAGGGACGCGUGGAGGACUUCGCCGAGGAGAUAGAGCAGAGGCUGGAGGGGAAGUUGCGGUCGAUGAUGAAUGACUUUAUCGGUCAGACCAAGCGUGACGCGCUGGAGGCGGGGAAGGGGGCGAAAGCUUGGCGGAAGCAAGUGAGGGGGGAGGCGAAGCUGGAGCUGGCUCAAGUCAAGGCGGAGGCGGAGGAGCGGAUCGUGGUCAUCCAGGCGGCACUCGAGCAGAAUCGGCUCGAGAUGGAUCGACAGCGGUUCCGGCUCGAUGCACAGGAUGUCGUCAUCCGGGAUAUGGCGGAAAAGCUUAAGAAGCACCAAGUGGAGUUGGCGGUGGCGAGAUGUUCGCAAUCGGCCCCCACUGCCGCUCCGCCUCGACGGAAAGCGUACCCGCUACCGGUCAAGCCGGUGCUACCGGUCACCGACUCGAUCGGCCCUAUGCAGGAGCGAUUGGCGAAGCAGGAGAGGGAGAUAGAUACCCAGAGAGGGAAGGCGGAGAAGGUGGAGGAAGAGCUCAGAGAGGAGAUCGAGGAUUUGAAGCGCGAGCUAUCGAUCUUGCAGGCGGAUCGCAAGGACAUCGGUCUCGCGCCCGCCAGCUCAUCCGGCGGUCGGUCGGUCCUUCCAAGCACCAUUGAGGCGCUCAGCCGUGCGGUCAUCUCGUCGGCGUCCUUCUCGACCAUGACGGCCGGUCUCCUCACCGACCUCACCCGUCAGUCAAUCGAUCGCUCCGUCCGGACCAGCCUCCUACUCAUCUUCCGGAACUGGCAAGUCCUCGAUGAGCUCAAUAAGCCGGCGGUCUGCAAGGAGUCAUCCACCCGCAUGCUUGGGACGCUGGAGGGACAUCUUCUGUACGACAUCACCAGCUGCACCACUGCGGUGUCGGACGAUUGCUGCAGCGAUGACAUUGCCCGCACCGUGGCUGGAUACAUCGGCGCUGUACGGGAUGAGGCGGAGGUGAAGGCGAUGGAAGGGUUGAUACGCGGGGUGGAGAAGGAGCAGGAGGUAUUGAGGGAGGAGAAGCAGAAGCUGCUGCUGGAGAAGCGGGGCUUCAAGGCCGCGUGGACGGCCGCGACUACCUCCAUCGCCACUCAGCACCGGGCUGUGAUCGAGGACGUCGGAAGUCACGCUGCCGCCGCGGUCGAAAGCAUCUCGCACGCCCAGUCCCGAGCCGAGCUCAGCUUUCAGGAACGGGCUGCCACGGCGGGCGAGACCAUCGAUCUGCGUGCAGACAAGCUGGACAAAGUCAUGCUGGAGUUCGAGCAGCGUCAUCCUCCUCGGGUCCACUCGACCCCCGUCGCCUCCGUACCGGUCGUCGUCCCUCCCUCUACAUCCACCUCAACCUCCGGAAACGACCCCACCCUCAUUCGGCUUCUUCCUAUGCUCGAGCAAUUUCUCCUCGCUCAGCGCACAACGAACCAACCACCCCCCUUUGCAUCUCCUCCUAUUUAUCCAUCUACUUCCACGCGAUCUCAGCACUACUCGUACGAUCCGCACGGUAACGGCGCGACCUCCGGUGCGGUCCCGAUGGUCAUCGAGACUCAGUCAGGGAGUCUUUACGAGUACAAUCAGGCGCAUUGA
This is a messenger RNA of Dioszegia hungarica, 2073 nucleotides long. RefSeq lists its product as uncharacterized. NCBI's taxonomy places the organism in Eukaryota, Fungi, Basidiomycota, Tremellomycetes, Tremellales, Bulleribasidiaceae. The transcript has a single exon. Bases 1 to 2073 code for a protein of 690 amino acids. The record is from RefSeq and is a predicted model, not a curated record.